GACUCAAGAGCUCUUGAUUUUGGCGUUUCUGUUUCGGAAACCCACUUCGAGUGAAGUACCCACCCUCUCUCACUAGUUACUACAGAGAUUCUAGAGAGAUAAAGGCAAGGAGAAGGAAAGAGAUUCUGAUCGGGUCGGGAUGAGUCGGAGCUUAGGGAUACCGGUGAAGCUGCUACACGAGGCCGCCGGUCACAUUGUGACGGUAGAACUCAAAAGCGGAGAAGUCUACAGAGGAAGCUUAGUCGAAUGUGAAGACAACUGGAACUGUCAAGUCGAAAACGUUACUUUCACUGCUAAGGAUGGAAAGAUCUCACAACUUGAGCAUGUCUUUAUUCGAGGCAGCAAAGUUAGGUUUAUGAUCAUACCAGAUAUGCUUAAGAACGCUCCUAUGUUCAAGCGAUUGGAAGCUAGAAUUAAGGGUAAAAGUUCAGCACUUGGUGUUGGUCGAGGCCGUGCUGUUGCCAUGCGAGCUCGGGCUCAGGCUGCUGGUCGUGGAGCUGCUGCUCCACCUGGUAGGGGGAGGUGAAGUGAUUAUUAAAUCAGUUUCUUUUUUUCUUUUGAAAUGUAAACCUUGAAACUAGAGUAUUAGCAAUAGUUCUAGUUUCAAUCAUAUUUGUGGCUUUUUGGCUUUAUUCUACAAUCUUCACUUUAAACCUGCAAAACAACAUCCUUGAUUGUGUUUGUGGCUUUUUAUGUUUGUAACUUGAUAAAAAAAAUGUCACAAACUUUUAGAAG
Messenger RNA from Lactuca virosa, 735 nucleotides. The record is from the annotation of a GenBank genome assembly. Lineage: Eukaryota; Viridiplantae; Streptophyta; Magnoliopsida; Asterales; Asteraceae.